AGUAGUAGUUAUAAUAAUUAAUUUGUUACGUAGACCACAUAUGUUGAAAAGGACACGCAGCUGCUUUGAAUUGUUGACAGUUGGUUAAGCGAGCUCGAGCAGCGCGGUUGUGUUUUCUCAAGGAACUGACAGUAAAAUUAUUAGUUACAAAGCUAUUUUAAAUUAUUUAUGGCUUGUACACCGUUCUUAACGCUUAACAAUGGGGAGCAAAUGCCUGUUCUUGGCCUUGGCACCUGGCAGGCUAGCGAUGAGGAGAUUGAGUUAGCUGUAGAUUUAGCCCUGGAGUUGGGCUAUCGUCAUAUUGACACAGCUCCUGUUUAUGGCAAUGAGCAGGCUAUCGGAAAUGUUUUAAAGCGCUGGCUGGAUGCGGGCAAAGUUCAGCGUGAGGACUUGUACAUUGUUACCAAGUUACCGCCUAUAGCCAAUCGCCCACACGAAGUGUUGCCCAUGCUAACCAAAUCCUUGGCGGAUCUGCAGCUGGACUAUGUGGACAUGUAUCUCAUUCAUACGCCAUUCACUGUGCUUAUUAAUGCAGAUGGCAAUUUUCAAUUUGAUGCAGCGGGUCUUUUAAAAGUAGAUCCAACUACUAAUCAUGCUGCCACUUGGGCCGAAAUGGAAAAGUUAGUGGAGAAGGACUUGGCAAAAUCCAUUGGCGUCUCUAACUUUAGCCAAGAGCAAUUGGAACGCUUGCUGCAGAGCUGCAGCAUACCGCCAGCUACAAAUCAGAUAGAGCAUCAUGUGUAUCUGCAGCAACGUGAGCUGGUUGACUUUUGCCAGGCGCAAAAUAUAACAAUUACUGCAUACUCUCCAUUGGGGUCAAAGGGCAUUGCCAGGAUGAAUGCUGCAGCAGGCGUGCCACGCGAUUUGCCAGAUUUAUUUGACAUAACAGAAGUCAAAGAGAUUGCAGCUAUUCAUAACAAAACGCCUGCGCAGGUGCUCCUGCGCUGGAUCGUUCAGUCAAACAAAAUGGCGGCCAUACCUAAAAGCGCAAACGCGCAGCGGUUGAAAGAAAAUUUUGAUAUUUUCGACUUUGAAUUAACAUCUGAGCAGCUGGAAACGCUUUGUGGCUUAGAUCAGAAUAUACGCAUUUGCGAUUUUGCAUUCUAUCGCGGCGUUGAAAAGCAUCCUGAGUUUACGUUCAAGAAUCAGUUUACUGAUUAAGCAGCAGCCAUCGCAGCCUAUUUUCUUAUAAAUCAUAUUGCACACGCUACACAAAACACUAAACACUUGAAUAAAUUACAAAAAUACACUUGA
Messenger RNA from Drosophila busckii, 1254 nucleotides. Its product is annotated as 1,5-anhydro-D-fructose reductase. Gene Ontology annotation, cellular component: cytosol. The coding region runs from base 169 to 1161 and encodes 330 amino acids. Gene Ontology annotation, molecular function: aldose reductase (NADPH) activity. The record is from RefSeq and is a predicted model, not a curated record. The transcript has 4 exons. Lineage: Eukaryota; Metazoa; Arthropoda; Insecta; Diptera; Drosophilidae.